Periophthalmus magnuspinnatus is the source of this 721-nucleotide messenger RNA. RefSeq lists its product as uncharacterized. Lineage: Eukaryota; Metazoa; Chordata; Actinopteri; Gobiiformes; Gobiidae. The record is from RefSeq and is a predicted model, not a curated record. The transcript has 8 exons. The coding region runs from base 110 to 721 and encodes 203 amino acids.
GCUUGUGUGGGACCUGGAUGCUUCUUUAAAUUCUUCAGUUGCUCCUUCAUCAGUUUUUAAAGACUUUUUCUUCCCAAACGACGUUGCUUUUGUCUCCUAAACUUGGCUGAUGGAGCUCAGUGAGAAUCCUGGAGAUCACUCUGGUCCAAAGGACCACAGCUCUGCAACAAACCCACUCACCACUAGAGGGCGUAAACGUGAGCGGACCGCCCUGACCACUCCUGUAGGGGGCAGCACCUUCAGAGACUGGUCAAAAGAACUCAUCAUGAACUUCAAAAAGCCACGAUGUUUAACUCCUGUAGGGGGCAGCACCUUCAGAGAUCGCUCAAAGCAGAGACUCAUAAACUUCAAAAAGUCCCGUCGUUUACAAAAACGCAGACGCAGAGUCAAAGUGACGUCCAGAGGAAAAGCUCCAUCUGCAGAUAAUAUAUCAGUGAUAAAGACGACCACGCCCACUCCACUGGUCCUGAUGAGGCCCGAUGAGGACAAUCACCUACUCCCCCUCCUCUGGACCUCCCUCCUCCGGACCUCCCUCCUCUGGACCUCCCUCCUCUGGACCUCCCUCCUCUGGACCUCCCUCCGGACCCUGACCUCCCUCCUCCGGACCUCCCUCCGGACCCUGACCUCCCUCCUCCGGACCUCCCUCCUCUGGACCUCCCUCCUCUGGACCUCCCUCCUCUGUCAUUCUCCGUGGACAGACUUGUCCCUCAGUGUCAUGUGA